ACUCUCUCUCUGCAUCACUCAACUCAAAAGGAGUGCCUCGCUCGCGCAACAGGACCGGCAAUCCGAGGGGAGGGAGCAUCCGUCCAAUCCGGCACCGGCCUCUGUUCGUCCGUCCGCUGUAUAAAACCGGACCCUGUGCCCCCUCCUCUCAUCCUCUGCCUGGAGGCUCAGGCUCAGCCCAUCCAGUCCGUUCCAUCGCUCUCUUCGCAGCCCAGGCUCCAUCGGAGCUGUCGCUUCGAUUCAGGAUUGCCCAGCCUUGAUUUGAUUGCCUAGAAUUACAGGCGGACGCCAAGGAAGCAGGCCAGCAUGGUCCUGCGGCUGCUGCUGGUGACGUUGUUCUUCCCAGUGAUGUGAUCCGGCGCCUGCAAGUUUGACGCAAACUUUGCCAGGCCAAACUUUCUGAACCAGUGAAGCCCGUGACAUCGAUUCAGCAAUCCAGUCCCCACCUCACUCUCCUUCAAACAAAACCUCAAACCCAAACCACUGAAACAAAAUUUUGAAUUCAAGCACUAGAAAGAGCCAGCUCCCAACUGCAGCCAACAAAAUUCCCUCGAAUUCUUGUUCGAUCCCAUUCCAGUCAGAAGCUCUUCCUAGCACAAGCAGAAGCAGCACUUCACCGACCGAUGCAGGGAGACCCCGGGUACGGGUACGGGUACGGUGGCUACGGCCACGGUGGGUACGGCUACGGUGGCUACGGCGCCGGCGCCGGCGGCUACGGCAACGACACGGCCGGGUACGGCGCGUACUACGCGGCGAGCGACCGGUACCCCGGCGCGCCGGCCGCCUACGAGGACCCGCUCGCCGGGCGGAGGCAGCACGACUUCCCGGCGCCGCUGACAGGGCUGGAGUUCCAGCCGUCGGACACCUGCCCCAGGAACUACGUCAUCUUCGACCAGACGUACGACCGGAGCCGCGUCAUGUUCCACCCCUCCCUGGCCAGCAAUUUCGGCGGGUACGGCUACGACCAGGCCUGCGACAGCGGCGGCGCCUCGGUCCGGCAGAAGGAGGACACGGACGAGAUCGACGCGCUGAUGAGCACGGAGGACGGCGAGGACGAGGACGACGUGGUGAGCACGGGGCGCACCCCGGGGUGCCGCGGCGGGGGGUCCUCCCCGGACUCGACGUGCUCGUCCGGGUGCGGCGGCGCGCGGAAGCAGGAGGCCGGCGGCGGCGGCGGUGGCGAGAAGAAGAAGGAGCGGAUGAAGAAGAUGGUGCGGACGCUCAAGGGGAUCAUCCCCGGCGGCGAGCGGAUGGACACGCCGGCCGUGCUGGACGAGGCCGUCCGGUACCUCAAGUCCCUCAAGGUGGAGGUCAAGAAGCUCGGCGCGCGCGGGUCAAGCAGUUAGCUUUAGCUACCCAGCUGCACAAGGCAUCCUCGGCGAAUCAGCCAGCAGACAGGGUUCUUUUGUUGUUGUUCCGAUGGCGGCUUUCUGUUCUGUACGGCUACUCUGCAUGCUUCAGACUGCAUUACGCGAGAACUAGAAUUCAGAUAGAACAAGGAAGGCUCGGUUUAGUAUGGAGUAGUGUCAAGACUCAAGAAUGUUCUGAUAAGAAAAGGAAAUGGGUUAAUGCAGUCUGAAGCAACACAUUGUAACAGCACCUUGUUUGUGCAGUCAGAUCGUUCACUAACAACAAAACUCAAAUCGUUGCUACC
Panicum virgatum (switchgrass) is the source of this 1654-nucleotide messenger RNA. RefSeq names its product transcription factor bHLH144-like. The coding region runs from base 624 to 1346 and encodes 240 amino acids. The record is from RefSeq and is a predicted model, not a curated record. The transcript has 3 exons. Gene Ontology annotation, molecular function: protein dimerization activity. Lineage: Eukaryota; Viridiplantae; Streptophyta; Magnoliopsida; Poales; Poaceae.